CGUGAGUCCCCGAUGUCCGAGGUGUCGGAUUCGACGGCUUAAUCUAUGCCCUGAAUCCAAUGAAAUGGCCGUGGCAACAUCUCACAUCCAACGCUCUUCGUUGCCAGUUAACUCGACUCAGUUCCCUCCACUCUGCUUGUGUUCGUUCAAAGAGGCCCCAGAGAUGUCGAUGAUGGCUGCGAAGACUCAAAAUGACUUCUCCUUUUCUCAGGCUCAUGUACUAAAUUCAAGCUGUUUCCCCAAUUCUUUACAGGGGGAAUCCGCACCUCCUACGGCGGCCGUGCACUUUGAAGAACUUCUCAUCUGUCUCAUCUUAGGUACUUCUAUACCGUGCGCGUGCAUUUCAACCGACAGAAGUUUGGAUUACGGGAAAGGUCCAACGGAUGUCCUCGCAAACAGGCUCAGAUUCGGGAACCAUUCGCGUAAGGACACGAUCCGAGUCUCCGUACGCUGAGGGUAGUUAAGAUGAAGCGCUCAGUAAAACAUCUUCAGAUAUCCCAGUCUUCGUUUGACCUUUUGCAACUAUCUUCCUUAGAUACUACUGGAAGGUCAACUUAGCAAGAUGACUGAUCAUUCAGAUACGUCUCCCAACUGCUACGAUGAGAAGGACUUACCGGUAUUCACACCCAUGUCCUGGUCUCUCAAAGAAAUCCGGGCCGCCAUACCACCACAUCUCUUUGCGAGAGAUACCACUCUCGGACUACAGUACCUCUUGCGAGACAUAGUCCUCGCAACUCUCCUUUGGCAUCUCGCCACGAAUAUCGACCUUAUCCCAAAGAAUCCCGCUAUCGUCCAAACUAUCACCCCUCUAGGGGUAGAACUCCUUCGAUGGUCUGCCUGGGCAACAUACUGGUGGUUUCAAGGGCUUGUCUUCACCGGUAUUUGGGUCAUCGGUCACGAAUGUGGCCACGGUGCUUUCUCAGACCACAGAUUUGUCAACGACACAAUCGGAUUUGUCCUUCACACUGCAUUAUGGACCCCGUAUUUUAGCUGGAAAAUAUCUCAUCAUCGUCACCACCGUAACCACGCUUCAAUGGAACGAGAUGAGGUCUAUGUUCCAAAAACCAGAAAUGAACUCGGGGUCCCCACUGGCGAAAGAUCCAUCGAGUAUGAUGAGAUUUUUGGGGACACACCAAUCUACACGCUUUUCAUGCUCGUUCGACAGCAACUACUCGCUUUCCCUGCCUACCUACUCUACAACGUAUCGGGUCAGAAAAACUACCCAAAAUGGACAAAUCACUUUGACCCAAGCUCUAUCCUAUUCACCAGGGAACAGCGAGACGCCGUGAUAAUGUCCAACAUUGGUAUCGCCGCUAUGGCCUAUAUUGUCUCUUCCGCCAGCUCUGCAUACGGCUUUUGGGAAGUUGUCAAAUUUUACGGUAUACCGUGGCUUGCAUUGUCCCAUUGGUUCGUCAUGAUCACCUAUUUACACCACACCGACCCUGCCUUGCCCCACUACCGUGGAAGAGAAUGGAAUUACCAGCGUGGAGCCGCAGCUACCGUCGACAGAAACUUUUUGGGAUGGCAGGGUCGGUUCUUUUUGCACGAUGUCGCUCAUUACCAUGUUAUUCACCACUUCUUCCCCAAGAUGCCAUUCUAUCACGGAGAAGAAGCCACUAUUCAUCUGAAGGCAUUCAUCGGCAAACACUAUGCUUAUUCCGAUAAACCGGUAUUCAGAGCCCUCUGGGAUAGCUACAACGAAUGUCAAUUCGUCGAAGACGAAGGUUCUAUCCUAUUCUACAGAAACAAGAAAGGGAAAGCAGUUCUUCGACCGGUCGAAUCCUCUGCGGAAUAGGAACGGGAAACCUCCCCAUCUGUUCAAGUACUAUUUAUUGUGUAC
Marasmius oreades (fairy-ring Marasmius) is the source of this 1840-nucleotide messenger RNA. RefSeq lists its product as uncharacterized. The record is from RefSeq and is a predicted model, not a curated record. The coding region runs from base 563 to 1795 and encodes 410 amino acids. Gene Ontology annotation, molecular function: oxidoreductase activity. The transcript has 12 exons. NCBI's taxonomy places the organism in Eukaryota, Fungi, Basidiomycota, Agaricomycetes, Agaricales, Marasmiaceae. Gene Ontology annotation, biological process: lipid metabolic process.